This is a messenger RNA of Vigna radiata var. radiata (mung bean), 993 nucleotides long. RefSeq lists its product as uncharacterized. Gene Ontology annotation, molecular function: zinc ion binding; ubiquitin conjugating enzyme binding; ubiquitin protein ligase activity. Gene Ontology annotation, cellular component: ubiquitin ligase complex; cytoplasm. Lineage: Eukaryota; Viridiplantae; Streptophyta; Magnoliopsida; Fabales; Fabaceae. Gene Ontology annotation, biological process: protein polyubiquitination; ubiquitin-dependent protein catabolic process; positive regulation of proteasomal ubiquitin-dependent protein catabolic process. The transcript has a single exon. Bases 1 to 993 code for a protein of 330 amino acids. The record is from RefSeq and is a predicted model, not a curated record.
AUGGACGAAACUUCAUCUGACUCUUUUCAGAGUUCAUACGAGUCUUUUUCCUCUUCAUCGCAGUCUUCACACGAGUCUGCUUCCUCUUCAUCGCAGUUUUCACACGAGUCUUCUUAUUCUUCAUCUCAGUCUUCACACGAGUCUGCUUCCUCUUCAUCGCAGUCUUCACACGAGUCUUCUUCCUCUUCAUCGCAGUCUUCACACGAGUCUUCUUACUCUUCUUCUCAGUCUUCAUACGAGUCUUUUUCCUCUUCAUCUCAGUCUUCACACGAGUCUGCUUCCUCUUCAUCAGAUAGUUUGGAAUUUGAACCAAAGAAUGAAUUUCCAACAUCUGAUAGAAAACAUGCUAAGCGGAAAUCGUCGAGUUCCUCAUCGGAAAGCGACGGAGGAGGGUCAAGUAGAAGACUCGCCAAAGUGGAUGCAGACAGCGACGAUGACGGCCCUGUGAGAUACCGCCCUUUGACAAACCGCAGAGGGAAACAGGUAAAGAUAGAAGAAUCUUUGUGUGUGUGUGGUAUUUGCAUGGAUGCCAUACCUGAUGAGAAGAAGUUCAGGAUCCAGAACUGUUCUCACAUCUUUUGCAAUGGCUGCAUCACAAAACAUGUUGCUGCAAAGAUCGAGGAGAAUACAUCAGUGGUGCAAUGCCCAAACCCUAAUUGCAAAGAGGGUAUAGAGCUUGAGCAUUGUCGUUCGAUUAUCCCUAAAGAAGUGUUUGAUAAAUGGGGAGAUAUUCUUUGUGAGAAUUUAGUGGUUGAAGCAGAAAAGUUUUUCUGUCCUUUUAAGGAAUGUUCAGCUAUGUUGAUGCGUGAUGGUGAAGAAGUUGUGACUUCAUCAGAGUGUCCACAUUGCAAAAGACUGUUCUGUGCACAGUGCAGGGUUUCGUGGCAUGCAGGAAUAGACUGCGAGGAGUUUCAGAGGUCGAAAAGAGAGAAAGGGGAGAAAGGAGAGAAUGGAGACUCGAUUGUGACGAAGCUUGCAGAGAAGAAAGGUUGA